AUGACCACACCUCAAACCUGUCCUCAACUAACCAUCAAUCUAGAGAGGAACGUUCCUCAACUAACCAUCAAUCUAGAGAGGAACGUUCCUCAACUAACCAUCAAUCUAGAGAGGAACGUUCCUCAACUAACCAUCAAUCUAGAGAGGAACGUUCCUCAACUAACCAUCAAUCUAGAGAGGAACGUACCUCAACUAACCAUCAAUCUAGAGAGGAACCAAUCUGAAGAAGACUACACUUCUGACCUUUCCCUGAAUAAACAUAAGUCUGAAAAGAACAAAGCCACAAAGCUGUCCUGUAAUGAACAUAAAUCUGGAGAGAAACCCCAUGCAAACUUGAACACCCAGGAGGAUCUAUUUCAAAAUGACCACACCUUAAACCCGUCCUUUCCUAAACACCAAUCUCGAGAUGACGACAUCUUAAUGUUGUCUGCUCCUGAACACCAAUCUGAGGAGGAUCAUGCAUCAAAUCUGCCAUGUCCUAGACAUCAAUCAGAGCAGAACCUCCUACCACAUUUAAAGUGUGACUACUCUGAAAAGACUUUCAGAAAUCAGCGCUACCACAAAGUGCACACUGUCUACACAGAAGACGCUUUUAACUGCACAUCAUGUGGGAAGCUUUUCUCUGCGAAAUGCAGCAAGAUGGCCCACAUAAGUUCUGAGCAUGAAUGUGGGAAAAGGUUCACAACAGCUAAAGCGAGAGCAGAGCAUCAAUCUAGUCCUGAUGGAAACAAACAGUUGAACUGCCCAAGCUGUGACAAAUCCUUCCAAGACAAGCGCGUGCUGAGUGCACACAUCCUAACUGAACACCGGGGGAUUCAACCCUUUGUUUGUGAGGUCUGCGGUAAAAGAUUUAAGCUGAAGAGUGGACUUAGCUCCCAUCAGCGGAUUCACUCAGGAGAGCGGCCAUAUUGCUGCGAGGAAUGCGGUAGGACCUUCAUUACCAAGAGCACCUUAAACGUCCAUUGGCGAGUUCACACGGGUGAGAAGGCGUAUAGCUGUGAAACGUGUGGCAGGAAGUUUAGCCUAGCAGCUUGUCUGGCCAGACAUCAGCAGAGCCACAGGGAUUUUAAAUCUUUCUCCUGUGACGUUUGCAAGAAGACUUUCGCCCAGGCCGACCACUUGCGCAUUCAUCAACGUGAACAUGAGGGCAAGAAAACACAUGCCUGUGAUGCCUGCGGGAAAAGUUUCAAUAAAAUCUUGGCUCUCAGGUUGCAUGAGAAGAUUCACUUAAACAAGCGGCCGUUUCCGUGCUCCGUGUGCGGCAAGUCAUUCGGCUCGGAAGCCUAUCUAAGAAGGCAUCAGCAGAUCCAUUUAGGAGUGAAUUUGCACCGCUGUGACGAGUGCGGCAGGAGUUUCAUCACAGCAAGCCAUCUCCGCUCACACCUGCAGGUCCAUCCACACUUGAGGUCCUUCACCUGCACAGAGUGCGGGCAGAACUGCAGCACCCUGGUCGAUCUUGGGCGCCAUCGACGAAUUCAUACGGAGAACGGCUUCUGCUGCGAGGUGUGUGAGAAGCAGUUUGCGACAAGGAAAAGCUUGUUCUCGCACCAGCGCACGCACAGCGGCGAGAAGCCGUACUCCUGCAGCGUCUGCGGGAAGAGUUUCGCGCACUUAUCCAGUGUUCUCAGACAUGCCGGUAUACACACUGAAGAGAAACCCUUCAAAUGUCAGGAGUGUGGGAAGUGCUUCCGUGUCGAGUUUAGUCUCCGAGCUCACACACAGACGCAUUUAAAGAAGAAAGAGCACACGUGUCCUGAAUGUGGAAGAAGUUUCUUAGGAAUGAAAACUUUACUGAGACACAAGUGUGCAAAGAGGCAACGGGAGAAGAAGCCACAAAAAAGAAGUGCCAAAAGCAAGAAAGAACAAAAUGUCUCUGUGGACAGGGUUUAA
Messenger RNA from Clarias gariepinus (North African catfish), 1890 nucleotides. RefSeq names its product gastrula zinc finger protein XlCGF26.1-like. The transcript is spliced from 2 exons. The record is from RefSeq and is a predicted model, not a curated record. NCBI's taxonomy places the organism in Eukaryota, Metazoa, Chordata, Actinopteri, Siluriformes, Clariidae. The coding region runs from base 1 to 1890 and encodes 629 amino acids.